UAUAUAAACAGACUCAUGGCCAGAUUCCUAACAGCAGUUCACUGAUCCAUCCCUCUUUGGCACACUACUCAGAAUGGGCAAGAUUAUAUUCUUUGAGGACCGGAGCUUCCAGGGCCGCCACUAUGAGUGCAGCUCUGACUGCCCUGACCUGCACUCCUACUUCAGCCGCUGUAACUCCGUCCGUGUGGAGAGCGGCUGCUGGGUCCUGUACGAGCGCCCCAAUUACACGGGGUACCAGUACGUGCUGACCAGGGGAGAGUACCCCGACUACCAGCGCUGGAUGGGAUACAGUGACUCCAUCAGGUCCUGCCGCACGAUCCCACAGGACAGCAGUGGCUCCUACAGAAUGAAGAUCUAUGAGAGACCCGACUUCGGAGGCCAGUCGAUGGAGUUCAGUGAUGACUGCGAGUCUGUCCACGAUCGCUUCCACAACCGUGACAUUCACUCCUGCAACGUGAUGGAUGGCUACUGGACCAUGUACGAGCACCCCAGCUACAUGGGAAGACAGUACUUCAUGAGGCCCGGAGAGUACAGGAGAUUCAGCGACUGGGGGGCAAGUUGUGCCACUGUUGGCUCUUUUAGGAGAAUCACUGACUUCUAAAUCACUGCAAAAUCCUCGUUCCCUUGUUCCCUCUGUAACUAAAAGUCAAAUAAAACGAUCUCUGA
Polyodon spathula (Mississippi paddlefish) is the source of this 666-nucleotide messenger RNA. RefSeq names its product gamma-crystallin M2-like. The transcript has 3 exons. Bases 74 to 601 code for a protein of 175 amino acids. NCBI's taxonomy places the organism in Eukaryota, Metazoa, Chordata, Actinopteri, Acipenseriformes, Polyodontidae. The record is from RefSeq and is a predicted model, not a curated record. Gene Ontology annotation, biological process: lens development in camera-type eye; visual perception. Gene Ontology annotation, molecular function: structural constituent of eye lens.